ACUUACGCGAGAAGUUGAAUCACCGUGGAGCUCAACUGUCGAACUUCAUUUUUGUUGUGUACUACUCCCUUAGUCCCAUCGCAGAGCUUAACAACGGAGGGACUUGGUUAAUGGCGGUAAUUCUAUCCAGCAACUUCUACAGUAUAACCUACAAUUCUCAUUUCCACAAUCAUCAUCAUCAUCAUCAUCAUCAUCACAAUAAUUCAAGAAUAUUUCGCAUUACCUGUAGAAAUUCCAUUCGGAGAAGAUGUGAAUGUCAAGCUUCAUCAAAACCUAGCAGUUACGAUUUUGAAGCAGAAGAUCAGCGAUGGCUUCGAGAAGAACAGCGAUGGCUUCGCGAAGAACAACGAUGGCUUCGUGAAGAACGACGAUGGAAUAGCGAACGACAAUCUUUAUUACGCCAAAUAUCAGAAUUAUCUCUCCAAAUUCAGCAUUUGCUGGAGGAAUUACAAAGUCUUCGAAAAAUUCGAAGCAAUUCUGCUGAUUUCGAUGUCGAUUUGGAGGUAACAUUAACUAAAAUGGCGGCGUUUUUGCAAGAUAAGAAUUUCAAUCAGAUUUCGGAUUCUUCUGAUAGUAAGUUGAAAUCAGAGUCCGAGAUGGCAAGUUUGGAUUCUUCUUCUGAUAUACCUUCUCUUAGUGGGGCGGAUAGCGAGGAGGAGGAGAAAAAAUCACCAUUGAAAAAGGCGAGUUCGAGCUUGAGAGUUGGAGCUGAAGGAGAAGAAGUUCGCGCUUUGCAGGAAGCAUUGAUGAAUUUAGGAUUUUACUCUGGAGAAGAGGAUAUAGAGUUUUCUAGCUUCUCGAUUGGCACUGAGACAGCAGUUAAGACUUGGCAAGCUUCUAUAGGCGUUCGUGAAGAUGGAAUUAUGACUGUUGAGCUUCUAGAACGAUUGUAUUCAUCUGAGAUGAAGAAUUUGGAUCCUUCCCAAUCAUCAGCAGUUUCGGAUAUUCCUAAAGAUAAUGAAAAUGGAGCUCCUAUCAACGCCAAGGAAGUUCCACAGACUGUUGUCCAGAAAGAGCCAACUGAUAUGGAAACAUCCCAGCACCGAGUAUUUCUUCUGGGUGAGAAUAGGUGGGAGGAGCCUUCCAGGCUGAAUAAAGGAAAUGAUAAAUUGGGCAGUGGUGGCAAGGCUCAAGCUUCUGUGCCAAAAUGCACUGUUUGUCGAGGAGAGGGUCGUCUAUUGUGCAUGGAGUGUGAUGGCAGUGGGGAACCAAAUAUUGAAGAACAGUUUUUGGACUGGGUGGAAGAAGGAGCAAAGUGCCCAUAUUGUGAAGGCCUAGGAUACACUGUCUGUGAUGGAUGUGAGGGGAAAGGUGCUGCUGCCUAGUUGUAGUGUCGAACAUAUUUUUUGAUUCCUCGCUGACUUGCUGGUUUGUCGAAGCAGUAUAGGGUCAUGGAGGCAUGUCCGAACUACUUUGGAUAAUACAAAAGAAGCAUAUGUGGUGGAAGGUCUACCGGUUCGUAUCAAUAUUUCCCAAGGAAAUGUGACUAUAUGAGGGCUGGUGCCGCACCAUGGAAUUUCUUUCCUCGCCUACAACUGUAAUAUUGAUAUCUUGCUAGUCAGUUUGCAAGGAUACCCAAUAUGUUAUUUCGUUAGCCACGAAGCAGAAGAUGAUGGUGUAUUUUGUGCUACUGCAGUUGCUCUUCACUCCUGCUCUGUAAUAACUACCUGUAUUGGCCAUCAUGAAUCACUCAAUAGCAGUACAAAUAUAUAAUUUGCAGAAAUGUUGAUCAGAAUUUUUAGGACUAACCUCAUUGUUGAAGAAGAGAUGCAUCUAUUUAUAUUAUAAAAUUUUAGUAAGUUCAAGUCA
Molecule: messenger RNA, 1809 nt
Organism: Amaranthus tricolor (Joseph's coat)
Lineage: Eukaryota; Viridiplantae; Streptophyta; Magnoliopsida; Caryophyllales; Amaranthaceae
Product: protein disulfide isomerase pTAC5, chloroplastic-like
Exons: 7
Coding region: 111-1325 (404 amino acids)
Source: RefSeq, a predicted model, not a curated record